AACAAAACAACUUUACGAUUACUCCAUUCCAGUUUCAACUUGUAAGGCGGAGUUAAUCAAUCAUGAAGCGGUUCGUUCUUAUUUUGGCAGUCAUUGCGGUUUGCGGAGCCUAUCCACAAUUCCGGUCGCAGCGUACUCGCUCUGGUGUUGGUGGUCUGAAAGGCAUAUUGGAUGAGAUUGCAGCCCUUAUUCCUUUCGAUCAAUUGAAGGAGCUCCUUGACCAGAAGCUGGCCACUGAUCAUUACGUACAACUAGCUUUUAUAAAAUUGAAUUCGGAUGAGUUCGGUUCUAUUGUGGAAACUCUUCAAACUAAUCCUGCUUACAAUCGUAUGAAGGAUCGUCUAAGGGACAUGGGAGUUCUUGACCAAAUUAAUGGUAUCUUCAGACCAUGGCAGUUUUGUUCACUAGCUAGUCAUAAUACCAUUAUGAAGAUAUUAGCCUGUCUUGCGGUUUUGUUCGUAGGCUCUUGCCAGGGGCAUAGUUUGGAAAAACUUCCAGCCAGAGCGACCCUAACACAAUGUCAGGCGCCCAAUGGCGGUGGAUUGGAGCCAGUAAUUGGAGAAAUACUAGAAAUGGUCAUGCAAGAAAAAGUUCUCAGCAUAAUUCUCACGGCAAUGACAAAUGAUAAACAAGUGCAGGACGUUUUGACUUACAUUACAUCUGAUGAUGGUCUCAACCACAUUGAAAAAAUUCUGGAAUCUUAUGAAAUUCAUCGAAUAAUUGACUUCUCGUGCAAGGAGUUACAUUUAGAUCUAGUUUUCUACAUAAACGAAGCAGGUCAUUACUUAGGUCUACCACCAUUUGACCAGCGGAACAUAAAGCGCUCUACUUCGACCAUACAGCGGACUGGCAUUCAGGGAGUAAUCCGCGACGUUAUUGAUGCGAUUGGAGUAGACAAACUUAAGACGUUUGCCAAAGAUAAAUUAGACAACGACGAGUAUGUUCGUUUGGCUAUAAAGACACUACAUUCAGACGAAGGACAAAGAAUAUUCAAAAAUUUGCUAGAAAAUAUGGACAUAAAAAAGCUUCUGGAAGAUUUAGUGAAAUUAGGUUUGGAUCUGCUUGCUGUUAUUGAAGAUAUAAAAAAAUUAUUCGGAUGCUCGAAAGAUAAGACACAUCUGGACACAAGGGAAACAUACAAAAUACCGCAAGACUCAGACAUGAGGAUGUACACUGAGGAAGCCGAAAGAACUAUCAACCCUUGUGUAUGCAAGCAUUAUAUCAGAGUGGCUAGACGGGUCCAAUGUCCUGCUGUGGAAUGUCAUCCUACCUUCCUGCCGAAAACGAAUAAAUUGGCUGGACAGAAUAGAAAAUAUCAGUUUUAUUGUCAGUGGGGCGAUAGUAACAGCAACAGUAAAAUGAAGUGGAUUUUGAUUGGAUUCGCACUUAUCGCGGCUUCAGGAGUUUCCAAUGGCGAUAUCAUAAUUCCUCCUCCACCUGGUGACCAAUGUAAUGGUCCUGUUCCUGGUGAAGGUCUUGGUGAAGCGCUACGUGAACUUAUCGACUUGCUUCCAAUUGAGAAGCUCCUGGAAAUUUUUAUGACAUGGGUGACCAAUGACGAGGAGGUUAUGGCUGCCAUGGAAUACGUCGGAUCCCCCGAUUUCACACACAUUGUCACUGUAAUGCAAAAGACCCCAGAAUUCGGUGAUAUUAUGGAGUACUUGUGUUUGGAGUGCUACUUCGAUGCCUACUACUACUUGAAUGCAUUAGGUGGACUCUUCAAUUUCCCACCAAUGCUUCGGCCAUACCAACUCCGUAUAAGUUUUGAUGGAUUGACUGGGUUCCGUGGAAUGAUGCGCCAGUUGGGAGACGCACUCCCAUUAGAUGAAUUGAGGGAAAUCCAUCAACGCCGUUUGGCUACAGAUAAAUACUACAAACUUGCACUGGAUAAAAUUGGAUCACAGGAAUUCCGUGAUGUUGGUUGUGCUAUUCAAGCUACUAAGGAAUAUGAUGAAUUGAUCGAAAAAUUGGAGAACAUUGGCGUUGAUACUAAUGCGGUGCUUGACGCACUUUUUGCUUUCUUCCACUGGCCUGUUGACUGUUAAAUGAGUUAAAAAUUGUGUCCAGUAAAGAUAUAAUAUGAUCAGUCGCAUUAA
This is a messenger RNA of Hermetia illucens (black soldier fly), 2096 nucleotides long. RefSeq lists its product as uncharacterized. The record is from RefSeq and is a predicted model, not a curated record. The transcript is spliced from 7 exons. Bases 63 to 2045 code for a protein of 660 amino acids. NCBI's taxonomy places the organism in Eukaryota, Metazoa, Arthropoda, Insecta, Diptera, Stratiomyidae.